GUUGAACUUUGCCCACAGCAAUGUCGUCGGACUGUCCAUGUCGUGGCAAUGAUGCUGCCGAAGCCAGCACUGGCCAUUUUCGGACUCUGUCCACGCCCUGCGGCUUCUUGUUAUGCCAAAGAACGUGCGGGUAGAUCCCUCACAUGGUGUACUAGUUGCAUCGUCGGCCCCAUCCUGCGUUCAAGAGAAGUACGUACGGAUACGCAGAAUACUACUAUGACCACGUACUUGGACUUGGAAAAUACUGAGUUGGUACCUAGUGUGAGGAUGCAAAGUCGUGAAUUGAGCGAGGCGUCUGUCGCGUCUCAAACCGCCGCCCCCCUCCCCCUUCUUCUCCAAACAACUUGCCUUCAGCCGAUGUCUGCGACGGACCGGUGGAUCUCCUGUGGGGGCGCUGCCCCCUGAUUCCCCUUUGCUGUUCUCCGUCCCUUUCACUUCGUGCAACUGAAGUGCCUGGCCUGGCUGGCAAAAAGGUCCGCUUGACGACCAAUCUUGACGUUGACUUUCGGCCGGUGGUCGACGUGAGGUGCGACUCACAGGCCCCCCUGGCGGCGCGGCUUCUAACGUUCCGCGCCCUCGGCUUCUAUGAAUGGUGCCUUGGUCCUCACAUGUCAUCCUCAUGCCCAUCGUGACCACCAGGAAAGCUUCCGCGAAAAGUGGCAACGGCAGCGAGCGCCCGAGCACCUAGCCUGGGCACCUUGACCUCAUAAUACGGACUGCAAGGUAACUACUGGUAAGUGCAUGUGUUACUAUUACCAUCCAUCGAAGCUCUAGGUACCCCGGCCUACUUCGUACACAAGGCGCAGGCAAGCCGAGCCCUGGACCCAGGCAGGAUGCCAGGUCCCCCCAAUUUGCUUCGUGCGACGCAAUCUCCGCUCGCCGCAUGAAUAUCAUUCCAUGACGAGCCAGGAGUACCUCCUUGUGACAUUUCGUGAGCAACGCGCUUGUUCGGCGGGAGCGGUGAGUCCAGUGAAACCGCAAAUACAAGCGACUUGCCGCCCAGGAGAGCAUGAGCAUGCGUAUGAUGGACAUUGACAAUUCGUAUCACGUGAUCAUGUUGCUGUGCCAACAUCGUUUAGGCCUCUCCGUCUGGUCUCUGGCUUCUCCCCACGGCGACCAAACAAGGUCAACGCAACAUUCCUGCUCUGCGAAACUGGCCCAAAUUUGGCAGCAUCGCGGCUGCGUCACAUACUUACUGCCCGUUGUCGAGCGUCUAGCCCACCCACCGGGACCAACGACGGCUCACCGUUAUGGCCAGGCUCGUGGACUGCUACCCAUCCAGCGAAGAUGAGCUACCGCGACUAAACGUCCUCCUUGGCCGCACGAGUGCGCGCAAAUUGGCACCUAUGCCGCGAGCAACACCAAAGCCUCCUCCCAACAAUGGUCUUGUGCCCAGGACGGCGGCAACACCAUCUACACGGAGGGUUCGUCGCUUCAGAGACCAGCUGACUGAUGCCAAUCCUCUCUUUCUCCCUUGGAGCGGAAGCCAGGAGAGCGACUUAGCCCAUGACAUACGUGGUGCCUCUCAAGUGCCGCCUCAUUCAUCGCUGCAAGGCAAUCGCCAAAUGCCUGGGGCCGUAUUAUCGGGAGGACUCUCGUACGCCAUGCUUGAGGACUCGCCUCCGCCGACAGCACGAGCUUCUCGAACGAGGCGCCGCCUGGUUGCACGACUCCUGGAUAGUGAUGGAGAGGGUGGUUCGACCUGCGACACUCGCGACAACUCCACACUGCUGAACAAAGCUAGUCGAGCCCAAUAUGGUAUCAACCUCACGAAUCGCUCGUCACGCAGAUCGACUCCAGUGGCGGAGCUCGUGGACAGUGGAAAUGCAGCAAGCGUGACAUUCGAUCCAGCAUCGACCGAGUCGCUAUCACCGUACGCCCAGAAGGCGGACCCCGACAGUGUUGCCAACGAUGAGGAGCCCAGCAUUUAUGAGACCGCGGUUGAGGAUUCACACAGCGAAAGCGAAAGCUCAGAUUCGGACUUCGAGCUCAGCGAUUCUUCCGAAGAUGUCUUUGCAAGCCCUCUUGCGCAAGGGUUACCUCCCAUUGCCCGGACAAGGAGGGUUCGACAAGCAAAAACACAGGAAAAUGGGCCACGCAGUGUGUUGAACGCUCGAAGUCCAAACAUGCGAAACCUGAAAUCCAUCGCUGCAGGCCCCCCUUCUGUAAAAGGAAAGAUGAGCAGCCCCGACAUACAGGCAGAAGUUCGACAGCCACGAGCAGCCAGCAUCAGGCGCAGUACAGCCUCGCAUGAGUCGGUAUUGACUCGUGACUUGGACGCUCUACGUACCGACUUCAGCGGGUUCUCAGAUAACGACGAGGAAGCACAUUCCGACAGCGACGAUGCACAUGUGCCACGACCCAGAACACCAUGCAGAGAAGUCCAGUCCAAGGGUCUCGUAUCCCCUCGGAAGCGAGACGCCAUCCCCAAAACGCCGCAUCGACCCAGCGUGGAUGCGUUCUGGAACAAGGAGCUGGUUGAUGGCUGGAACGAGCAACACUCACCACAAAAAGCACCGAACCUGCGUCUAGCCCCUAGCCCAGCUAAAGAGAGGCGCGAGAAAGCAGCGGAGAAGAAGUCCUUUGACGCACGCAAGGUCGCCCUGGCCGAGGACUUUCUUCGACAACUCAACGAGAAAAUCGCCGACGGAAAGAUUUCGGAGCUCGCAAAGCCAACUGGGGGUGUCAAACUCAUUUGGACAAAGACUCUGAAUACCACGGCUGGGAGGGCCAAUUGGAAACGAGAGACGAUCCGUACGAAGCAGACGGACGGCACCAUUAUUGCAGUCAACCAUAUGCAUCACGCGUCCAUUGAGUUGGCCGAAAAGGUUAUUGACGACGACCAUAAGUUGCUGAACGUGUUGGCGCACGAAUUCUGUCACUUGGCCAACUUCAUGAUCACAGGCAUCACAAACAACCCACAUGGCAAAGAGUUUAAGACAUGGGCGGCUAAAUGUUCUCGGGCUUUUGGGGAGUCCCACGGGAUUCAAGUGACCACGAAGCACACCUACGACAUUGACUUCAAAUACACGUGGCAGUGCUCGACGUGCGGAUCCGAGUACAAACGCCAUUCCAGGAGCAUUGAUCCUCAGCGUCACAAGUGUGGGGGCUGCAAAGGCACACUCAUCCAGACGAAACCAUGCCCAAGGAAGACGAACGCGGGAAGCGGCCAAGGCGGGAAGCCCACUGAAUACCAGACGUUCGUCAAAGAACAGAUGAGGAUUGUCAAGGCGGAAAACCCCAGCCGUCCUCAAAAAGAUGUAAUGCGUAUCGUGGCGAACAAGUGGGCAAAGACGAGAGGGAAGAAAUCGAUGGCCACCGACAACGCGGUCGAGCCGAGUGAGGUUGACCUCGUCACGGCACAGAUGGUGGAUCUCACGGUAGACAACGAGGGAAAAGACAGGACCUGACCGGCAUGUUAUCUGUCCCUGCCAUUCACUCCAUCAGGCGCGGGCAAAUACCUUGACUCGCUAAGCAUGAUGCAUUGGCCGGCGUUGCUUGGGAAUCUCGGUGCACGAUUCGUUUUGUCGCUAUAGUAAUGGCCGAGGGCGUCCACGGUGCCUUGUUUGAGAGAUAAAGAGUCUAACACAAGCCCGAAAAGGGUGGAUGGCGCUCUACUUGAGCAACUCCU
This is a messenger RNA of Purpureocillium takamizusanense, 3631 nucleotides long. RefSeq lists its product as uncharacterized. The transcript has a single exon. Gene Ontology annotation, cellular component: nucleus. The coding region runs from base 1251 to 3410 and encodes 719 amino acids. Lineage: Eukaryota; Fungi; Ascomycota; Sordariomycetes; Hypocreales; Ophiocordycipitaceae. The record is from RefSeq and is a predicted model, not a curated record.